AUGGAUAGAAUACAACAUAAGAUAUUGGUGUUGUCCGGUAAGGGAGGAGUCGGAAAGAGUACGAUUGCUACAAACUUGGCAAUGUACCUAGCACAUAUUGGUAAGAGAGUUGGAUUGCUUGAUGUAGACUUGUGCGGCCCUUCUGUACCAAAGAUGCUUGGAUUGGACUCAAAAGAAGUACACAAGAGUUCAGCAGGUUGGAUACCUGUGUACACGGACAGCACUCAGAAACUAGGUGUUAUCUCUAUACAGUUCCUACUAGGUGACAGAGACGCACCUGUUAUAUGGCGUGGACCAAAGAAGAACUCAAUGAUAAAGCAGUUCAUACAGGAUGUUUGCUGGGGCGACUUGGACUACCUGAUUGUAGACACACCACCAGGCACUUCAGACGAGCAUAUAUCAGUGACUGAGGAGUUGUUAAAGUAUAACCCAGAUGGUGCGGUACUAGUCACUACACCACAAGGUGUAUCAAUCUCUGAUGUGCGCAAGGAGAUCAGCUUCUGUCAGAAGAUAGGACUGCCCAUCAUUGGUAUCGUGGAGAACAUGAGUGGUUACGAAUGUACAAAUAUAUUUUCAUCUGAAGGAGGCAGAUUGCUGGCAGAGCAGUGCUCACUGCCAUUCUUGGGCAAGCUGCCCAUCGAUCCACUGCUGACUACAUGCUCUGAGAAGGGAAUGAACUACUUUGUCGAGUAUCCAAACUCGUCCACACUGGUCGCACUCAAACAGUUGGCAGAAGGACUUGAAUCACACGCCACAUCCUCAACUACGACAUCAACGACGACAACACAACCAGCGAUUGCGACAUCUGAUUGA
This is a messenger RNA of Acytostelium subglobosum LB1, 813 nucleotides long. RefSeq lists its product as hypothetical. Gene Ontology annotation, biological process: iron-sulfur cluster assembly. Lineage: Eukaryota; Evosea; Eumycetozoa; Acytosteliales; Acytosteliaceae. The transcript is spliced from 4 exons. Gene Ontology annotation, molecular function: iron-sulfur cluster binding; ATP binding; ATP-dependent FeS chaperone activity. Gene Ontology annotation, cellular component: cytosol. The record is from RefSeq and is a predicted model, not a curated record. The coding region runs from base 1 to 813 and encodes 270 amino acids.